AUGUUCAAGACUGCUAAAUCUUUGUGACUCUUGUUGCUAGUGUCCUCCCUGGCUAUCACUGUAUAUUCAGAAGCAACCCAGUACCCGGUUUAUAUGUGGGCACAGAAGGAGAAAGGAAAGAAGAUCGAGUAUAAGCCAGAGGUAGGCUCAGAUGGACAGAUAGUCCAUGUUUUGAGCAGCCAAGUUUCAGAAGAGGUUAAGAAUAUCCUAGAGACUACUGAUGUUAACUCUUUUAUUGUCUAUACCAGACCUGGAAUGACCACACAAGGGCUAGUAGACACUUUGGUUAAUAACAAACAGAUCGGAACUUUGUUGAAAGAGUCCAAAAAUAAUGCUAUUGAAAGAAGCUUCAUUGAUGUUGUAGGCGAGUCUGUAUCAACUGAACUAACCAAGAAAUUUGAAAAUAUUAAAACCAUUGUUGUUGAUUCAGAACAAAGCCUAAAAGAAUUGAAGGAAGAAUUUGCAUCAGCUCCAAAGCCAUUCAUUCACCAAUACUAUAUCAUCAAUGUUGCAGUAGCAGAAGAUAAAGAUUUUAACGAAAUUGUAUUCCAGCUAGAUAAAGCUUUCACUGAAAGAACUCUGGGAAAUCAUAUUUCUAUCCUUUCUGGAAGUCCAAUUGGUUCAAAAUUGCAGGAAGUCACUAUCACUAAAGAACCAGAACUCAGAUACACUGCUGAAGUAGGAGCUGAUGAAGACGUCUUUCAAUACACCACUUCCAAUAUCUUGACAAAGGGAUUGAUUGGUAUUCCAAUUGUCUUCCUGAUAAUCAUCUCUGUUGGCUUACUUAUGGACAUCAAGACUCCAACUCUCUUCGUCUCUGAAGGAAUCGACUUUGGAAAGAUUGAGAAAUAAUUG
Moneuplotes crassus is the source of this 855-nucleotide messenger RNA. NCBI's taxonomy places the organism in Eukaryota, Ciliophora, Spirotrichea, Euplotida, Euplotidae. The record is from the annotation of a GenBank genome assembly.